AUGACUUUCCACAAGUUGGUCAAGAACAGCGCUUACUACAGCCGCUACCAAACCAAGUACAAGCGCAGACGCUCCGGCAAGACCGACUACUACGCCCGUAAGCGCCUCGUCACCCAGGCCAAGAACAAGUACAAUGCGCCCAAGUACCGCCUGGUCGUGCGCUUCACCAACAAGGACAUCAUCAUGCAGAUUGUGACCGCCGAGAUCACCGGCGACAAGGUCUUCGUCGCGGCCUACGCCCACGAGCUCAAGGCCUACGGCAUCAAGCACGGCCUGACCAACUGGGCCGCCGCCUACGCCACCGGCCUGCUGAUUGCUCGCCGUGCGCUGUCCAAGCUCGGCCUCGACAAGGACUUUGUCGGUGUCGAGGAGGCCGACGGCGAGUUCACCCUCACCGAGGCUGCUGAGACUGAGGACGGCGAGCGCCGCCCCUUCAAGGUCUUCCUUGACGUUGGUCUGGCCCGCACCUCCACUGGUGCUCGUGUCUUUGGCGCAAUGAAGGGUGCCUCUGACGGCGGUGUGCUCGUCCCCCACUCUGAGAAGCGCUUCCCCGGCUACGACAUGGAGUCCAAGGAGCUCGACACCGAGACCCUCCAGAAGUACAUCUUUGGCGGCCACGUCGCCGAGUACAUGGAGACUCUGGCCGACGACGACGAGGAGCGCUACCAGAGCCAGUUCCAGAAGUACAUUGACGACGAUGUCGAGGCCGAUGGUCUCGAGGAGCUGUACACCGAGGCCCACGCCGCUAUCCGCGAGGACCCCUGGAAGAAGGCUGAGAGCGAGGGCCCCAAGAAGACCAAGGAGGAGUGGAAGGCCAUCUCCAAGAAGUACAGACAGACCAAGUCUACCAAGGCCGAGAAGGAGAAGCGCGUCCAGGAAAAGAUCAAGGCUCUUCUUGCCGAGGAGUAA
Pochonia chlamydosporia 170 is the source of this 909-nucleotide messenger RNA. RefSeq names its product 60S ribosomal protein L5. NCBI's taxonomy places the organism in Eukaryota, Fungi, Ascomycota, Sordariomycetes, Hypocreales, Clavicipitaceae. Gene Ontology annotation, molecular function: 5S rRNA binding; structural constituent of ribosome. The record is from RefSeq and is a predicted model, not a curated record. The coding region runs from base 1 to 909 and encodes 302 amino acids. The transcript is spliced from 3 exons. Gene Ontology annotation, cellular component: cytosolic large ribosomal subunit; ribosome. Gene Ontology annotation, biological process: ribosomal large subunit assembly; translation.